This is a messenger RNA of Phyllostomus hastatus (greater spear-nosed bat), 3253 nucleotides long. It is a transcript of the gene IFIT2, whose product is annotated as interferon induced protein with tetratricopeptide repeats 2. Gene Ontology annotation, molecular function: protein binding. Gene Ontology annotation, cellular component: cytosol. The record is from RefSeq and is a predicted model, not a curated record. Lineage: Eukaryota; Metazoa; Chordata; Mammalia; Chiroptera; Phyllostomidae. Gene Ontology annotation, biological process: defense response to virus.
UAAAACCAGUUCCUGUGCAACAAAGCAAAGGAGCCAGGGGCUGCUUCCAUAUAUAUACAGGUUUCUUCAGCAUUUAUCUGAGGCAGAAGAAGAUCUCAGGAGCAGAACAUCUGAGUAGCCUGAACUGCAGCCUUACAGACGGGAAGAAAAGUUCACAGCAACCAUGAGCGAGGCCACUGAGAACUCCUUGGAGAGCAAACUACGGCUACUAAAAUGCCAUUUCACCUGGAACUUGUUAGAGGGAGAAAAUUCCUUGGAUGAUUUUGAAGACAGAGUGUGUUACCAGACUGAGUUUCAGAACAGUGAGUUCAAAGCAACACAGUUCAACUUGUUGGCCUACAUAAAACACCACAGAGGUCAAAAUGAGGCAGCGCUGGAAUGCUUACAGAAAGCCGAAGAGUCGAUCCAGCGAGAGCACACUGACCAAGCAGAAAUCCGAAGUCUGGUCACCUGGGGAAACUACGCCUGGGUCUACUACCACAUGGGCAGACUCUCAGAAGCUCAGGUUUAUCUAGACAAGGUCAAACAGGUGUGCGAGAAGUAUUCCAGCCCCUAUAGAAUGGAGAGUCCUGAGAUGGAUAGUGAGGAAGGAUGGUCACGGCUAAAGUGUGGAGGAAAGCACACUCAAAGGGCAAAGGUAUGUUUUGAAAAGUGUCUGGAAAAGGACCCAGAGAACCCAGAUUUCACCUCUGGAAUGGCGAUCUCGAGCUACCGUCUGGAUAACUGGCCAGCACCUCAGAAUUCCAUUUACGCCCUGAAGCAAGCCGUUCAUCUAAGUCCUGACAACCAGUAUGUGAAAGUCCUCCUGGCUCUGAAACUUCAAAAGAUGAAGGAGGAUGCUGAAGCAGAGAGGUUAGUCAAAGAAGCUGUGGAGAAAGCCCCAUGUGCAACAGAUGUGCUUCGAGGUGCAGCAAUGCUGUAUCGAAAAAAAAAUGACCCAGACACAGCUAUAAAACUGCUUAAAAAGGCUCUAGAAUGCUCGCCAAACAAUGCCUACCUGCAUUGCCAUAUUGGGGUAUGCUAUAGGGCAAAAGUCCACAAGUAUCCGAAUGAAGACCAGAAUGUAAUACAUGGGGAAAGAGAGGAGUUGCAGGAACUGAUAGAGCAUGCUGUGUAUCAUUUGAAGAGAGCUGAUGAGCUCAAUGGAAAUCUCAACAGUGUCUGCUCUUUUCUUGCCUGCCUCUAUGCACAGGCGGGUCAGUAUGAAGAAGCAGAGUAUUACUUCCAAAAAGAAUUCAGCAAAGAGCUUACAUCUGCAGAGAAGCAAGUGCUCCAUUUACGAUAUGGCAACUUUCAGUGGUUUCAAAUGAAGUGUGAAAAAAAGACCAUCCACCAUUUCAUGGAGGGUGUGAAAAUCAACCAGGACCAAAAGGCAACAGAAAAGAUGAAAUACAAACUGCAAAGUAUUGCCAAAAGCAGGCUUUCUAAAAACAGAUCAGACCCUGAAGCUUUGCAUAUCUUGGAAUUUCUUGAGGAGCUCAAUGGGAAAAGGUGGCCAGCAUAUGAAAACUCUGAGAGGGGUCUGAACUCUGGACACCGUCCUUCAGCAUCAUUAGUGGAGGAAUGAGGAAUUGGUGUGUGGUGCCCAUAGGGUUACUCCUGGAAGGGAGCUGAAGCCCUUCCUUCCAGUUAGUAUCAAAAUAUGAAUCAACAACUGGUAGGGCAUAGGCAUGGACUGAGACCCUGGCCACAGGACUGGAUUAGGGUUAUGGAGGACCUCUGUUGGGCCAAGUGUUAACCCUUGAAUUGCUCAGGGAGUAUCAGGGGAGGGGUCUUAUGGGGGGAGAGUGAGGAGGGCCUGUGGGUUGGUAAAGAGACUAUUUCCCGAUUUAACUCUGGGGAGAAGUUUGUGCCCUGUGACAUUCUUUUAGUCAACUUCUGAGGGGGUUUGCAUUGGGUUUGUUUCUGUAAAGCAGCCAAAUUCCUCACAUCUGUAACACUGGUCCAUUUUUGCAAUUCUUUUCCAUCACUGGAGUUAUCUGAGAUUCUGUGUAGGAAUGUGCUGUGUCCAGCCAAAGGCUGGGGGGCCAAAGCUUAGGGGUAUCCUCUCUCUCUCACUUCUGCCUCUUCUUCUCCGCCCCGGCCAACCCUCAAUCUAGACUACUCUACACAGCAGCAUUUCAAUCAUCCUAUUACUGAGGUGGGAACAUAGUUUGAAAACCAGGCACAAAGAAUAAGUUAAAUCCUGGAGGGACAUAUCUCAGAGAAGCAAUGAGGUCAAUCAAUCACAGACCAGAGUUUCGGGAGGCAUGUGGGGAGAUUUUGGCUAUACUAUGCACUCGAUCAUACAACAGGUGAAGAAAAAAAAAGGGGGGUCUCUAUAAUAUGCUAGAAAACAAAAUAAUACAUUUCUUUAAAGCUUGUAUGGAAAAAUAAGUGUCUCACCAGUAGGGAUAAAAACCAGGUAGGCAAAAGAGAGAGAGAGGAAUGCUGGUUGUUAUUGUAGAUUGUAAUCAUGGAGAAAUUUUAAUUUCCUUAGCCACUAUUAAAAAAAUUCUUUGUAGGAUGAAGGCUUGUUUUGUCAAAAGAAACUGUUUUGGUGAGCCCAGGUUCAAGGUGAUAAGAAAGCAACAAAACAGGGAACCAUUUGGUGGCUGAGGACCUAGUGAAAAGCCUUGGAAAAUGACAUAAAAAAUGGAGGGUUUCCCACCAUUAGAAAUAUUGUAUAUUUGGUGAUAUAAAACUUUUAUGAACUCUGAAAAUUUUUAUGACAACUCCCAAAUUUAUGGUAUGUUUGGAGUGAUUGGGAUUUUCUAGGUAGAUACUGAAUAGCCUGGAACUAUGUCAAAGUUGAUGUGACUCAAAACAUACCUGACCCAGCACAAAACCAUCAAUUACCUUCUGAUCGUGAAAUGUUUGUCUGUUGGAAUUAGUUUAAAUUUAAAUGUUUGUUACCUGGGGCUGGGAGAGGGAGGAAUAGAAGAGAUGUUUAGGGUACAGAUUUGCAACCAGUAGAUAGAGAAGUGCUAGAGACCUAAUGCACAGACAGCGAAUAUAUGCACUAAAUCUUAAUUAUUCACCACAAAAAAGAAAUGAUAAUUAUAUGGUAUGAAAGAGGUGAUAAUUGUUAAACAAUGGCAUUCAUAUUAUAAUAUAUAAAUGUAUCAAAUCAGCAUGCCGUAUACUUUAAAUUGAUAAUGUUAUAUGUCCAAUAUGUUUCGAUAAAUGUAAGUAUAUACUAACAUUUUUAUUAAGCAAUUAAAACAUUAAAUGAAAUUCAAAGUUUUUAAAUUAAAUAUUCCAACUACUGUAA